UCCAGAGUGAAUGCCUGCAGCUGAUGAAAGAAACUGAAGUCCUUUCAGUGUCAGAGGUGAUCAGUUUGCUACAGAUGGAUUUAACAGCAUACCUAGUUUACAGAUAUGGAUUCAGACUGAACUGAGGCUGAGAGAAGAGUACAAUUUCAGAAAGAAGAAGCAUGAGACUGGACAUUAUUUCUUAAUAUUUAAUAUGUAAACUUUUCAAAAUGUGCACUUCUUGUGUUGUUUUGCAUUGAAAAAGCAACCACCUCAAGUACACAGAAAAUGAAGACAGCUGUUGAUCUAGAAAACUGGAGGAUAUUGUUCAACUUUAAAGCUGGUUUUCAAGCCUGACUUUCAGCUUUCUGGAAAAAGUAUAGAGUUCUAAGUCGCACGAAAUGCUUAUUUAUCUAUUUAUGUUUGUAUUAAUUCUUAACUGUACCAGAUGAUCAAAUCCAAAGAGAGAACGCUCAAUGUUUGAAACUGUUGUUUUUAUUAACCAACAGUAAGAAAUAUGAACAGCACAGCAAACCUUCAAAAUGUCACACUAGCCAUGAAUGGCUCAGACAUCAGCUUGGCCAAUGACUUUUCUGUUAUGUUAAAAAUUAUUGGAAUGAUAGCCAUCAUCCUUAUUAUUGUCAUUGGAAACUUGCUUGUUAUCAUUGCCAUCACCAGGACUCCUCGACUUCAAACUAUGACAAACAUUUUCAUCACUUCUCUGGCAUGUGCUGACCUAAUCAUGGGACUACUGGUGGUGCCCCUUGGGGCUACUAUUGUGGUAACAGGCCAUUGGCAAUUAGACACCAAGUCCUGUGAACUUUGGACAUCAGUUGAUGUCCUUUGUGUGACAGCUAGCAUUGAAACUUUAUGUGUAAUAGCUGUGGACAGGUACAUUGCAAUCACUUCCCCCUUGAGGUACAAGACGCUUUUGAAUAAAAUGCGAGCACGGAUAGUGGUGUGCAUCAUAUGGGCUGUGUCUGCUCUUAUCUCAUUUCUCCCCAUUAUGAAUCAUUACUCAAAGGACAUGUAUGACCUGGAAGCACUGAGUUGCUAUAAUAACACACAGUGCUGUGACUUUAUAACUAACAAACCCUACGCUAUUGCCUCAUCUGUUGUCUCUUUCUAUGUACCGCUGCUAAUUAUGAUCUUUGUUUAUUCAAGGGUAUUUGCCAUUGCCAGCAAACAAGUGCACCUUAUUGAACGGAAUCGUAUACGCUUUCAUGAGAGUGGGGAGCCCCCCUCACCAUCCAACAUUAACCCCAACAACAUACAGGGGAGCUCUGGCUCAAUUUCACUGACAGCAGGCACUCGUAGGAAGAACUCCAAGAGACGACCUUCCCGUCUGGCUGCCAUUAAAGAGCACAAAGCUCUCAAGACUCUUGGUAUAAUUAUGGGCAUUUUUACUUUAUGCUGGCUGCCAUUCUUUGUUGCUAACAUUAUACAAGUGUUCAAUAGGGAAAUACCAGAAAAGAAAAUUUUUCUUUUACUGAAUUGGUUGGGCUACAUCAAUUCUGGCUUAAACCCCAUAAUCUAUUGUCGGAGCCCAGAUUUCCGCAAAGCAUUUAAGAAACUGUUGGGUUGUCCAUGGAUUAAUGGAGCAGUGCUUCAUGUCUUUUCCAAGGAGAUGAGGGCACGAUGCUCAUGCCUACACGAGGCAGACAUUAAAGGACAAGUUGGAAGAACAUGCGAUUGUGAAAAUGGAAACCACAGUUUAAAGACAUCAUGUGAAAUGCAAAUAUCGAAGACAAAAGAGCUGGAUGGUGAGGAGAGUUUGGCAAGUAGCAGGAGUAGUAGCCGCAGCGAUGGUGCCUCAUCUGGUCCAUCAUAUGUCAAUGGGAACAUAAGCUUCAGAACCUUCACAGCGCCAGAGGGAGAAAUAGAAUCCACGAGUGACCAAUAGGGUGUUCAUUUGGACAGGAUGCAAAGGAAACAAUGAUCAACACAAAAUGGACUGCUAUGACUGGAUAACAUUGGGCAAAUUUAAAAACAAGUGGACACAUUGGGACUGUUUAAAUUACAUAGUCUAUCUUUUGCAAGUAAAGAAGCAACCUAUAGUAGGGUAGACCAAAAAUGAAAACACAGGACAGAAAAGAAAUGCUGCACCUUAUAGGUCACGUCUUUCUUCACUUCAGCCAAGAAACAGAAGUCUUAUUUAUAAACAGCUGUCAAAAACAUAUUUUGAGAAAAGACGACAUGUAUAGCAGGCUAAGAAGAAAAAGAAUGAAGAAAAGGUAUAUUAUAAAGGCAUUCAAAAUCAUAUUCUAUGCUUCUUCCCCUAAACUCAAACAUUUCGGCCUCUGAAUGUACAGCAUGAAUUCUUUAAGAAGGUGGUUGCGCGUGAAUGCUGUUAAGUAAGAAAUGUAGCUGUAUCGCACAAUUUCAAAAGAGCUACCUGCUCUUAUUUUCAUAAUUGAAAAAAUUUUAAUUAUCUAUAUUUUAUUUUGAGUUAGAAUGUGUGUUUCUAAGAAUGCAAUACUGUAUGCUUAUCAUAUUAUAGCUUUACAGCAGAGCUUUUCUUUUUGUUAAUCUAAAUAAUUGUUAAAAUUUACACUGAUGUACAGUAUCUUCACCCUCUUGCAUUCACAUUGCUAAGCUCACAGAGUUAUCAAGUGUCUUCAAGUGUUUUCAUUAUAAUUAGGUUUUAAACAAUAAACUAAUACCUACCCUAAAUAAAUUUUUAAAUUUACCUCCAAAUGAAAUAAAUCAAUUAAAUGUAUGCAUAAUAUAUGGAUAAGUCAAUUAAGUUUGAAUAAAACCCAAAAGAAUACAAGUCUUGACAAAUAUCUGUGAUGGCAUAACAAAUAAAGCAUACAAAAUAUGGUUUACAUUCUCCUUGUCUGAAAAAAAUAACCAUUUAAUAAUUUUGCCAAGUUUAUUCUAUAAGAAAAAGAAAUAUGGUCAUGCACUUGAUACCAGCAUAAGUGAAGUACUCUCUAGAGAAAUUAUAAUAUUGCAAGAGGAAGGCAAGGGAGCCAUCAAUAAUCUAACAAACACAUAUUCUGUGCAACAUAAUAUGUUGAAAUUUAAUUUAAAUGAUUUCAAACUGAUUCUACAAAUACCUCCACACAUUUCUAGUCUUUAUUUCACUUCGAGACCAGCAAACCUGAUUAAGCUAAAAACUACUUAUAAACCCCUUUAUUUAACAAAUCGGGAAGAAUUUCAUGAAAAUCCACUUAACUUACAUGACUGAAAGCACAAAUGAUUAAUAUUCUCAAUUUACUUCUACUACCUAGUGAGCGGAGGGCAAGUUUUUUGGUUAUAACUCCUACAUUACUCUAAUCUCAGUAAGUCCUGUUCCAUAAAUACAACAAUGAGAUAAGUGCAACUCCUGCAAAAAUAAAGGAUAUUGACUUGCAUUAUACAGUGUUUUUAAAAAUAUGCAGGUCAUUUUUAAUCUUGCUUAUCUUCUAUAAGUAGAUGCACACACUUGAAGGAACACUGAUAUAGAUUUUAACAUUUAAGUAAAACGCAAAAACAUCAUCUAAAUUUUUAUAUAAAACCAAUUGUUCCUAUUUCUAACAAUGAGAUCAUUUUCUUAAUAUGAAAAUUUGUUUUUAUUUUAUAUAAAAGGAAUUGUCAGUCCAUUUCAGAAAAAAAUAACAUUACUACAGAUUGUAUCAUACUGGAAUGGUAAUAAACCUUAGUUCUAAAUGAUUUAUUUUCAGUUUUAGGUGAAAAACUAUUAGCCUUCACUGGUGGGGAAGUAACCAAUUGUUAAGUUCAACACCAAAAAAAAAAAAAAAAUAAAAAAAAAGAUUUGAACCUUCUAUUUAAGAUUUUACAUUGCAAAUGAUUUAUUUUGCUUAAAGUUAGGAAAACAUUCUAAUAAUAUUUGAAUGAUAUUAUACUGCAAGUAUAGUGCAUUCAAGUACAAAAAAAAUCAAAUAAAUAAAGUAGUUGGUACUUGUCAGAAAUAGUAAAGAAAAUUACUUUAGUGAAACACACAAAUUAGAUUAUUCUGUAAAACUGUUUAAUUUUAUAAGCUGUCCUCUUGAGCAUUUGUAAUAAUGAAAACAAUUUUCUUACACUAUCAUGCUAAUCAAUGUACAACAGUAAUAAAGUAAUUAGCACUGUUGUCUUAUAAGAACAGAAAUCUGGAUUUGAUUACCUGCUUGAUCACCAUGUAUGUGUGGCAUUUGCACACUUUUCUCAGGUACUUAAGUGCCCUUCCAAAUCUCAAACACAUGUUGUUUAGGUUGAUGUAUAACUUUAAAUUAUUUUGGUUAGAGUUAUUAUGACAUAAAGUAACAUCCUGUCUUGUGCUGUCUUAUCUCAGUGCUGCCAAGAUGGGCUAAUAGAAAUACUCGGUAAGAAAAUGGAUGGAUGGAUAUAGCCAUGGGUUCCCUGACCAAAUUUGUCUUGAUAAAAUUUCAGCUUGUCUUUUUUUUUGUGUGAAAUUUUUUCUAAACAAAUUACAAUCAUUCAACAGCCUCAUUGGACAACCUCUUUCCACUCUUAAUUUAUUACACCAGAAAGGCUCCAUAGUGUGUUUAUUAUUUUAAUUAAUUAUUACCCUCAAUGGAACAAAAGUGAUGGGUUGAAAUAUUGGCAAGAUAAUUACAGUUAUAUUGAAUAUAAGGCAUUUUCUUUAGUUAAAGUUUUUUUUUUUUUAAUACAAAUCUUACAAGAACUUGGACAUACAAGUAACAAAAACCAGCUAUUGGAAUAAAUGUACUAUUCAGGCAUUAAUAGAUUAUAGCUUAAAACUUGGAUGAAGCCAAAGAAAAAAUACAGUUGUAGUUUCAGUGUUCCUUCAGGAUUGUGUCUGUAAACACCUGGGGCCUCAUGUAUAAUGCCGUGCGUAGAACUCGCACUAUAACAUGGCGUAAGCACAAAAGCGGGA
This is a messenger RNA of Polypterus senegalus (gray bichir), 4825 nucleotides long. RefSeq names its product beta-4C adrenergic receptor-like. The record is from RefSeq and is a predicted model, not a curated record. Gene Ontology annotation, cellular component: membrane. Gene Ontology annotation, biological process: adenylate cyclase-activating adrenergic receptor signaling pathway; norepinephrine-epinephrine-mediated vasodilation involved in regulation of systemic arterial blood pressure. Gene Ontology annotation, molecular function: epinephrine binding; beta3-adrenergic receptor activity; norepinephrine binding. NCBI's taxonomy places the organism in Eukaryota, Metazoa, Chordata, Cladistia, Polypteriformes, Polypteridae. The transcript is spliced from 3 exons. The coding region runs from base 497 to 1882 and encodes 461 amino acids.